UUGACCAGUGCUCGAAUCGAUGUUUACAUCGAUUCGAAAGUCAGUAGCUCUCCUCUCGUUGAUCUAUUCUCACCGAGAGCCUCAAGCUCGCUCAAUUUUUUUUUUUGGUAUAAAAAUGGCCGCAAAACGCCGGGGAAUGCAAGAGGCCAACGAAGAACGGUACUCAGAUGCUUCCCUUGUCAAUGACGAGACGAAUGAUUUACCCCGGGCCCGACGAUCGAUUCAAGAAGGCGAAUCGGAAACGGACGGCGGCGAUGCCGCGACAAAUAAUCCAAGUAUUCAAAUACGUAGCGGUAGAUUAUUGAUCGAGGAUAAGGAUGCGGAAAAGGAUGACUAUCCCGCGAGGGAUAAUCCACCACCCGAGCGCCGCCGACGAUCCUUUCAAACGAACGAACCUGCUCAAAGCCGUAAUAAUAGCGGCCUGGUACUGAUCGAAGACGUCGAACCAGAAAGCGACGGCUAUCAACCGUUGACCAUCGAAGAGAUCGAUCUCGAGAAAAACGAUCCAGCCUAUAACCCGAUGCUCGACGAAGACUCGUCGGACGCGAACUUGUACGACGUGUACAGAAUGUUGGCGGACAUUGAGAGGCGUUUACAACCCGCCUUGCCACCGCUUGAAAACGAACCGCGAGUAAACGGCGACUUGAACAAUUUGAACGAUCCUCAGCUCGUUCAGCCAAGACCGAUCCCAGCGAACGCUAUAGAUUGGGGUCUUCUAGGCGACGAACCGAGAGACGGCGAAAAUGUGCUCGACUAUUUUAUUCGGCACGUAGUAGAGCGAGGAAGCGAAUCGGAGAUAGAGAACGACUCGGAAACGGAGCGACACGAGCGCCGAGGACCUCUCGAAGCGGAGCGGCAUUUUUACGAUUGCACAUUGAGAAGCAUUACGAAUAAAAUAAGGAUGGCAGCCGUUAAAGCCGUGACCCACGAUCCGGAUCAAGCUCGAUCGUUAGCCUUUAGAGAAGCGUGCGAGAGAGCUCUUGCGAUUUAUGAGAACGCGCGUCCACAGCCACUCCAAGAUAAUUAAGUAAAACCUAUAAAUCACUAUACAUUUUUCGUGAAAUAAAAAAACAAUUUUCGCGUAGAAGACGUCUGUACAUUUCUCAAUUUGUUAAAAUAAUAAUAAUAAUAAUUUGGAAAAGAAAUGGAAAA
Molecule: messenger RNA, 1152 nt
Organism: Trichogramma pretiosum
Lineage: Eukaryota; Metazoa; Arthropoda; Insecta; Hymenoptera; Trichogrammatidae
Exons: 2
Coding region: 20-1027 (335 amino acids)
Source: RefSeq, a predicted model, not a curated record